UCUGCGGAGUGGGCGGGGCUCAGGAGAGGAAUCCAGUCCGUUCAGUUUGUCUGUGCGGGUUCCAGGGCCAGAGUGCUUAUAUCUGGCCUGCGGAGUUAAUGAGUAAUACCCUGAUUUUAGCUGACCAGGAGCUGGAACCCUGAGCAGGCCUGAGAGCCGAGAACGCCACCAUGUCGGUGAGUUUUGAGAUCUCGAACAUGGAGAUGAAGCUGGGAGAAACCCUGAAGCUCAAGGGCCAGAUCCAGGACAACGUCGAUAGCUUUGCGAUUAACCUGGGGCGGGGGCCAGAUGAGCUGAGCCUGCACUUUAACCCCCGCUUCAACGAAUCCGUCAUUGUCUGCAACUCAAAGGAAGCUGGCUGUUGGGGACAAGAGCACCGCGAUGAUCACAUGUGCUUCAGCCAGGGGGCAGACGUCAAGUUCACCGUGACCUUUCAGAGUGAGGAAUUCAAGGUGACGCUGCCAGAUGGAUACCAGCUGACCUUUCCCAACAGGCUGGACCACAGCCACCUGAGCUACCUCAGUGUGCGGGGCCUCCACAUCUCUGCCUUCAAGUUGAAGUGAGCGGAGUCCCCAGCCUGCAGAUCCCCCAGAACCCCAGCCCUCCGUCAGCACUUCCUGCCCUUCUGGCCCCAUUUCCCUUCUCCAAAGUCAAAGCAAACAAACCUUGUACCUUUAUAGUC
Molecule: messenger RNA, 682 nt
Organism: Cavia porcellus (domestic guinea pig)
Lineage: Eukaryota; Metazoa; Chordata; Mammalia; Rodentia; Caviidae
Gene: Lgals2
Product: galectin 2
Exons: 4
Coding region: 171-563 (130 amino acids)
Molecular function (GO): carbohydrate binding; galactoside binding
Source: RefSeq, a predicted model, not a curated record